AUGGCGGAGGAUUGCAACAAAACUCCAGCCACCGGUGGCGACCCCGAGAAGGGUGUAAGCAAGCAGGCGAGCCCGGCCGUGCAGCAGAAGAAUGCCGGCAGCAAGGGUGCGUCACCAAAUAAGGCUGCCGGGAAAGGUGAACCCACCGAUGAUCAGCCGUUCGUGGCGAAAGGAGAUAAAAUCGAUACUAAUCUGUACCUUUACUCGGAUGACAUUCAAGAACGUCCGCAUGUCACCACGCUCAUUUCGUCCCUGGCAAACUACUCGAAUACGAUCCCGGCAGCGACGGAUCCCGAUGCCAAACCAGCACCUGCCUCCGCCCGCAUGGGCACACUCAUCGGUGUCUAUCUACCGUGCAUACAGAACAUUUUCGGUGUCAUUUUAUUCAUCCGUUUAACCUGGGUUGUUGGUACGGCUGGAGCCAUAUUCGGGUUUUUAAUCGUAUUAUGCUGUUGCUGUGUGACCAUGUUGACUGCCAUUUCCAUGUCGGCCAUUGCCACGAACGGGGUAGUACCGGCGGGCGGCAGCUAUUUCAUGAUAUCGAGAUCGCUGGGGCCCGAAUUUGGUGGCGCUGUUGGGAUGUUGUUCUACACAGGAACAACUUUAGCAGCCGCUAUGUACAUAGUUGGUGCGGUGGAGAUCGUUUUGACCUACAUGGCACCCUGGCUAUCAAUAUUCGGCGACUUCACCAAGGACGCUUCGGCUAUGUACAACAACUUCCGCGUCUACGGUACCGGUUUGCUGUGCGUGAUGGGUCUGAUCGUGUACGUUGGAGUGAAGUUCGUGAACAAAUUUGCCACCGUCGCCCUGGCCUGUGUCAUCUUCUCGAUCAUUGCGGUCUACGCCGGCAUUUUCGAUAACAUCGAAGGAAACGAUAAGCUAUUUUUGUGCGUGCUGGGAAAACGAUUGCUAAAGGAUGUGGCCGUUGCCAACUGCUCCAAGGAUGAGGGUGGUGUGCUGUGGAACUACUUCUGCGCCUCCGGGGAGUGUGAUCCGUACUUCAAAGAGCAAAACGUAACGCUGGUUCGCGGUAUCAAGGGAUUGAAGAGUGGUGUCUUCUUCGACAACCUGCUACCAUCGUUCCUGCAGGAGGGACAGUACAUUUCCUACGGAAUGGAUCCGGAGCACAUCGAACCAUUGGACCGUCCGAGCUACAACCAGGUGUACGCUGACCUUACAACUGCCUUUACGAUUUUGAUCGGUAUCUUCUUCCCAUCGGUAACAGGUAUUAUGGCUGGCUCGAACCGUUCCGGCGACUUGGCGGACGCACAAAAAAGUAUUCCCAUCGGUACGAUCGGCGCCAUCCUAACGACAUCGACCGUGUAUCUGUCGUGCGUGUUGCUGUUUGCCGGAACCGUGGACAAUCUACUGCUGCGUGACAAGUUCGGACAGUCCAUUGGUGGUAAGCUGGUGGUGGCGAACAUGGCCUGGCCGAAUCAGUGGGUUAUUCUGAUCGGAUCCUUCCUGUCAACGCUCGGAGCUGGUUUGCAGAGUUUGACCGGUGCACCGCGUUUGCUGCAGGCUAUCGCGAAGGAUGGAAUCAUCCCGUUCCUGGAACCCUUUGCCGUCUCGUCCAAGCGAGGUGAACCGACGCGCGCUCUCAUUCUCACGCUGCUGAUCUGCCAGUGCGGUAUUCUGCUCGGUAAUGUCGAUCUGCUCGCACCGCUACUAUCCAUGUUCUUCCUGAUGUGUUACGGCUUUGUCAACUUGGCCUGCGCCCUGCAGACUCUGCUCCGUACACCGAACUGGCGCCCACGCUUCAAGUACUACCACUGGUGUCUAUCGCUGAUUGGCUUGACGCUUUGUAUUUCGAUCAUGUUCAUGACAUCGUGGUACUUUGCACUGAUUGCGAUGGGAAUGGCCGUCCUGAUUUACAAGUACAUCGAGUACCGCGGAGCCGAAAAGGAAUGGGGUGAUGGUAUUCGCGGUAUUGCCCUGUCUGCCGCCCGAUACUCGCUGCUCCGCCUCGAGGAAGGACCACCGCACACGAAGAACUGGCGUCCGCAGAUACUGAUGCUGGCCAAGAUGAACGAUGAUUUCACACCGAAGUACCGCAAACUGUUCUCGUUCGUGUCGCAACUGAAGGCAGGCAAGGGUUUGGCCGUAGUGGUAUCGCUCAUUCCGGGUGACUUUACUAAACGUGCCGGUGAAGCGGCCGCUGCCAAGCAAGCGCUACGCAAAGUUAUGGACGAUGAGAAGGUGAAGGGUUUCUGCGAUGUGCUGGUUGCAUCCAACAUUGCCGAUGGACUAUCACACGCGGUGCAAACCAUCGGGCUCGGUGGCAUGAAGCCGAACACGGUCAUCAUCGGUUGGCCGUACGGUUGGCGUCAAAGUGAGCACGAUCGCACCUGGCACGUGUUUCUACAAACGGUGCGCCACGUUAGUGCCGCACGAAUGGCGCUGCUCGUCCCGAAGGGCAUCAACUUCUUCCCGGCCAUUGGUGAUAAGAUUGCUGGAAACAUUGAUAUCUGGUGGAUUGUGCACGACGGUGGUCUGCUGAUGCUGUUACCGUUCCUGCUGAAACAACAUCGCUCGUGGAAGAACUGCAAGAUGCGUAUCUUCACCGUCGCUCAGAUGGAAGACAACUCCAUUCAGAUAAAGAAGGAUCUGAAGAUGUUCCUGUACCAUCUACGUAUCGAGGCGGAGGUAGAAGUCGUGGAAAUGAUGGAUAGUGAUAUCUCGGCAUACACGUACGAGCGGACGCUUAUGAUGGAGCAGCGCAACCAGAUGCUGAGAAAACUCCGAUUGAACAAGCGUGAAAAGGAGAACGUGGUGGAUAACAUGGUGGAGUUCUCUCAGGCCACUGCUAACGGAGAGGAUCGAACACCGCUGGUGCAAGCCAUCGUUGACCAUCAUCAUCACAAUGAUAACAAUACCAAGACCGCGUCCAAGGUUCGAUUCGCUGAUCCGUCGGAAAACAAAGAAUCUGGAAACGAGGAAGCCGACCGAGAGGAAAAGAAUGAGACUGAAUCCGAGAAGGACAGGGACACCAAGGAAGCCACCGAGAACGACAAGGAUGCGGCAGGUGCCGAUAAACUUGCCAACAAUGUGUCCGUCUCGCCCGUCAAGGACAAGAAGGGCGGUGGUGAUGCAACGAAGGUGGCCGAAGAUGUGAAGUCUGCCUUCAAGCCGGAUGAGGGCAACGUCAGACGAAUGCACACGGCUGUGAAGCUGAACGAGGUUAUAGUGAACAAAUCACACGAUGCUCAACUGGUCAUACUCAAUCUACCCGGCCCACCGAAGGAAACGUACAUGGAGCGGGAGAGCAACUAUAUGGAGUUUUUGGAGGUCCUUACAGAAGGUCUCGAGCGAGUGCUGAUGGUGCGAGGUGGUGGUCGGGAAGUCAUAACGAUCUACUCUUAAGUUGAAGUCACCUACAGAAGAAAUCCCACAUCGAUCGCCAGGACAAAGCUGUUUUUCGUCAUAGUCAAAGCGUCGAUGACGAUGACCGACGAGCGGCGCUUGCGAAACCGAUAUUACGUACUCAUCCUUUCACCGUGCGCGUAUCACCAUCACGUCCUCUAGCUUUAAGGAUGCAAACGUUUUUCUUCCCGCUACAAACACAAGUACGGUAGCAGCUCUCGAACUAAAAAAACGCAUGCAAGCAAAGCUCGUUCAAACCGCAAAAGCCCACUACGCUCGGAAACACGGGGGCCAGCCAGUUUGAAGCUAGCUUUUCGAAUAGAAACCGUAGUAUUAAAACCAAAAAACAAACGUUCUAAGUGUCGUACGUUCGGUUGCGAAGUAUUGAAACGAUAUCUUUAGUACCAGGUUAAGAGAAAUCUGUUAAACUGUCCCGUAAAUGUUUACUCCAAGCAGAAUUCGCUUAUACCCAUGCCAUCGGGCGACGAUUCCGUCAUUUAUUUUUACGUAGGAAAGGAAGUGAACCAUCGGCAUACAAAAACCACCGAAACCCCGUUUACGAAAACCGAAUACAACCCGGUUGAUUGUUUGUUGUUCUCCUCGCAUUCAGUUAUGUCCGUUUUUCGCCUUCAUUCCCCGAGCGUUUUUGGACGUCUACCUUAGUUAAACUCGUUAACGAAACAUUUGUGGGUGCAUCUCGAAACGAGUGCCUCGGUGUAAUGUGCUGUGCCCAGUACAAAGUACAAACCCCCGCGUUAAAAUGCGACUGCACUUGCGACGCCGACUGUCAUAAAUGACACACAUGACAACCGUAAAGCAUCUCGCGUCUUGGAAAGCAUACAGCAAUAGCAAAAGUCCUCCAUUCAUUUUCACACCACCCAUAAACCCACCCCUGUCUAUGGAUCCCAUAUCGAGCGGGAUAGGUUUAACCGAGGAUUCGAUGUGAUAGGUUUAACGCGUUUAACUGUUUUAGCAAUCAAAAGGUGAAACAAAACAUUUCCCAACGACGGAAUAGCUCUCGCUCGCACCUUGGAUGUCCGAUGCGAGGCAUCUUGAGAAGAAGAAGGUAAACAAUAGAUCAACAACAAUGCCCUACUCCCCCCGCCCUGUCGUUUAAAUGUUUUCCGCACACAGCAUCAGUCUGUCCACCUGAACCUAAUGUUGCAGUAUAGUAGAACUCUUACGUGCCUAUAGUCUGUUAAACUCGAACCAAACUGCAGCGAAAACAGAAAGAGAAAAUAAGAAGAAACAAGCACAGACACAUACACAAUCACACAUACAGUUUCUGAGAGACAAUUACCAAACGCGAUACCAAAAUAUAAAGACUUUGAGACUCGAACAACGGCAUACGGCCCCGGGCGCGUACGGGAAAUGCAAAUGAAAGCUAACGCGUAGUACGAGGCCUCGCAACGUCUCACAAACCAGUCCUAUCAGCAACUUUCUGGGUGGAUCUGUAUAUUUUGGUUUAGUUUUAUGUUGUUAAGUCUUUUGUUAUUAAAAUUAAGCAGUAUUUGCAGUACUGCUUUAUUUUGUUUCAUCGGAGAUGUGUUAUAUAGAUAGAUCGCAACAGUGAUGCUGACUGAUGUGAUGUACCGACUAAGGAGCUUAUUCUUUAUCUUUUAUUUUUAUGUGAUGUUUUGUUGGAAAGAAAGUGUCUAUCUAACCUUUUUUACUGUCACAAACUGUUCUUGCUGGGUGAGUAUUUUUUUAUUUAUUAUUAUUUUCUCGUUUUAUUUGUGUACCUUUGUUUGCUUCUUGACGCAGAUUUACUGUUGUUAGUGGGGUGACUAGUUCAAUAACUACAAACGGAUAUAAUCGGUGAGUGAAUAAUACAAAAUUCCUCGGCCUACCAACAAACGCAAAACCCACGUGCAAACGAACAAAUUCUACAUCUUCUCACGGACACACGCGCACCCUCAUGGACAAAAAACACGUUGAAAUGCAAUCUCUACAGUAGAAGUAUUAGAACUUUGAUAACUAAUGUAAUGCAACACCGCAAAUAUUACUUACAAAGGAGGAUAUUUAAAAAAUGAAGUCAGCAAAACAUGCAAACCAGAAUAAAAAAAGAAAAAUCGCAGAUAUGCGGGUCGAGAGCGUAACAGUAUCAUUGCGCCAACGACAUUCGACGAGGACAUUUACAAACAAAACAAAACAAAAGAAAUGAUAUUAACAUAUUUAAGACUGUGUUUUUAAGUUCAAUUUUCUUGUCACCAUUUGUUGGUAUACCAAUAUGGAAGCGUGUGUGCGAAAACGAAUCGAAAGAAGCGAGAACAAAACAGCCAAAUUCCCCACCACCCAAAUGUGCCGUGCGGUGGGUUAUUAGCGGCGGCAGCAAAACAAAAAAGCAUUGCAAUUUAACAUUUACCAACUUUAUGAAAUACGUUAUUAUUACAAAAAAAAACAGCAACAACAACAAAUUAUUAUAACGAUUAAACUAUAAAAGCUAGUCAUAAGUAAGUCGCGCACAGAUCGACGAAUUUUCGUCGUUACGGCGUAAUGCAUCUUUGAAGCAAAGAACAAACAAACAGACCGACAGCAGAGCAGACAAGGAAACUAAUGGUUAAAGAAGAGAACAGAGAACAAAACAACAAUAAUAUACAAGAAUCAAGUCAAAACUUCUUAAUCUUUCAUAUAUAUACAUAUACAGAAAUCGUACAUCUAGGAUUAAUUGUGGUGAAGCGAAAUGGCAAAACGUACAGUAAAUAAGAUAAAACAAACAAUUAGAGGUGAUUAAUGAAUAAUCGUAGCAACAAUUGAAGCAAAGGGCACAUGUGGCUGAAUAUUUUGAGGUUGCGUUGUUGUAUGACAUCGAUUUUCUUUUGUCUCUUUCAUUAGCUCUUGGUUAUUGUACUCCUUUCUUGUAUGUCUUGUUUUUAGGUUUACCAUGUUUCUUCAAUACUAACUGUUAUUUAUGUUAUUCAAAGUUUCUUGUUGUUUUGAUAAGGUUUUGAGUAGCUUGUAAAUUUAAUGUUCAUUAUGGUAAUUUGCAUUAUCGUUGUUCGUAUCAGGUUAAGUUAGCUCGAUUUAAAAACAAGGACUAGGCGUACGCGACAUUAGUCCUAUACCUGUACCGUAGUAGAAUAUAACCUAUGAAAUUGAUUACUUCUAAAACUAAAUAUAAACAAACAAAAAAAAACUCUUUCCGACCUGUUGUGCGAUUGCAUCGAUCGUACAACAGUGAUAGGAAAAGCAAGGACACACUCAUGAAAUUAACAUAAUUUUAUUGCAUAGGUUCAUUUUCGGAGCGAGAGAACGGUGGCAAGUGUUGGUGAGAGUUUGAUGGGCUUUGAAAAGGGUUUUUUUAUGGAAUCGGAGAUAUCCUUGUGUUAAACAAAGAGGGUGGAAAGAUAAUGAAAACGGCCAGGUGGGAAAACAACGUAAAGUGAAAGCGACGAAAAUAACCUUUUAUCUAAUACGUAGGAAGUAAGGAAAUCCUAGUAACGGAAGUAAUAAAGUUGUGCGUUAGAAAGUAAAACCAAUAACAAACACAAGAACACACAAGAGAAAUGAAAAAUCUACAACAAGGUUAGAACACAUGCACACACACAUUUUUAGGUAAUUGUAACUGUUUACAUCAAUACUAGCCAAGUAGUAGUAAAUUUUACCCACUCUCACUUCUCUGUUCGCUUCUCGACAGAUGUAGCAAACAAAAAAGGGCAAAUAAUAAAGCGGUCAGGUAAUAUAGCUAAUAAAGCGAUAAAUUGAAAGAAACGUGUAUAGUUAAUGAUAAGAAAGGCUUAAAAUAAAACAGAAAAGAAAGGAAAUAGAAAAGCGAAGAGGGACAAAAAUUAACCAAACUAUUCUACCACAAACAUCGUGUAAGCUAAAGGUGUUCGCUAAAACAGGGGUCAAGAUAGGCGGAUAAAAUACAACUGAAAAAAUAUACACAAAGUAAGGAAAUAUUAGGAAAGUGUUUAAAAACAAAUGAUGAAACAAAACAAGACGAAGGUUAACUUCUUACCCCCAAACGAACACCUUUGCCGAGCGCGUUUUUUGAUGGAUGGAAAAGUUAUAGCUCAUUUACUGUGAAACAAAAGAACAAACAUUUAAAUCAAAUUAUAAGCAAAGUGAAACGCAGAAAAUGCAAAUGAAGAUACUAAAAUGCACUGAAAGACAGAAAAGAACAGCAAAAAACCAAUCCGAUUCGGUUUGAUUGCGGCAAGGAAAAACUGAAAUGGAGUCAAAAUGGAAAAUAAAACAAACAUACAUAACUAAGAAAACUCGGUAGCUUAGAUUGUAACUGAUUAAACAAACAGCAAAAAUAGUACAGAACGCUCUCGUCUAGUCGGUUUAGUGCGGGCGAAGAAGUGCUAUUGAAUAUUAUAGGUUAAUGUGUCUAGAGUCUAUCCAUCUCAGCAACAACCAAAAGCACUUACCCCUAUAUAUGCAAAACAAGGAAAAUAACGAGGAGAAGAAGAAGAAGAAAACACCGAAGAAGACAUAAAUUACAAAACAUAAACACUCAUUACAACUCACACAAACAACACAAACAAAAGGAAAGUGUGGGAAAAUAAAAAGUCAGUAAAGGGAGUAGAUUUCUCCUGCAUAUAUAGACCCCCUGCUCCUGCUCCCACACUUGUCACAAUCUCGAGAGUAUAUUACACUCGAAUUUGCGAAUUGUAUUAUUGUUUAUUGUUUUUAUUUUUAUGUUUACCCAAAACUACUUGUAACGAAACUACGCACGUGUGAACGACUGCUGUUGUUGUUGGUCGUUCAAAAUUUCGACAACGGGCAUAAAAGUCAAUGGCUACUAUUUAUCCUUCAUCCUUACUAAUCCUCUUAGCACUUAAUCAAUGCAAACUGCUCUCUCUUUCUCUCUUUUUAUAAACACAUCCCUAACCAAACUUAUGCAAACGGGAAAUGAAAGAGGAUGGAAUUAUAAAAUAUAAAAGAAACUACUUAUCACCUUCACUAUCACCCGAAUAAGGCAUGUCCCUAUUUUUAACAACCGAUAAAUAAUACAACCAUUGUCAUCUUUCACACAAUUGCGAAAAAUCCAUUUCCAUUGCCAUUUGUAAAAGAAGAGAAAACCGAUCGAAACUUCCCACACAUCCAUACACAAACACGAAACAACGCGAGAAACAUACUCAAAAGAAACUGUAUGAAAUCUCUUAAAAAGCAAUAAAUCAUAGAUAAAAAGUUGAUCGAUGGAAUGCAAAAGAAGAUACGCCAAAAAAGGGAAAAAAAUGAUCUAAUGAAAUGGAAUGUUAAUCAAAAUCGAGCGGAUAACAAGACAAGAAAAGCAAAAGAAGAAAAUAUUUUACCCCGAACAAAGACAAACAAAACCGAGCAGAUGAACGGACAUACAACAUGUAGGAAGCUAAACAACAUGAAAGAACACAAUAGCAGAAACAAUGUAAAACAAAGCACAUCGUUAAACCCUAACGAAGUAACUAAUUGUCUUGCAAAAACAGUGAAUAAUACAGCAUACAACAAACAAACAAAAAAAGUAAGAAAAUGGUGAAAAUGAUAAAGUCAAAUUAUAGUAGUAGGUUUUAGAACGCGACGACAAACGCAUGGGCAUAUAGUAGCGGUAGAAAAGAAAUGAGUACGUAAAUGUGAAGCACGAAGAACAUCAGGAAAAGAAACCAAAAAGAAAAAGGACAUUCAAUAUGCCCAUACGCGCGUACGCGCUCCUGAAACACAGUUAGUAGCAAAUGGUAGAUAAUAUGGGUGAUCGGGACGCUAUAACGACCCGGCAUUACGGGGAGCUUUCAAUUUGUUUUGUUUAACUUUUACGCUUUGGUUUUAUGCAACCCUUUUUUUAUAUCAUCACUCACUGUGGUGUGUUAGAACAAUCUUCAUAUUUUUCAUAUGUUGCACCUAAUUUUCAUUUUUUCAACGCACACUUCCUUAUUCACGCAUCACCUAGUUUUAUCGCACCUAGUAACUUGGUUUAUCAGCGCACGUCUAGUUAAAUGUUGUGGCCAAAUCACUGCCGAUUUUGUAACUCGGUUUCUCUGUGACUCAUUUACAACAACAAAAACCCCAUAUAAUUGCUGGCAAACGAUUUUCGAAUAGAUACGUACUUUGCCACACACCAAUGGAAAACCAUUUCGCUAUUGAACACACAAGGAGGUGGAGAAAACACGACGAGCUACAAAUAAAUCAAAGCAUUUGGCUAUACACAAUCACAUUGCCUAUCGGGAUAGGGUGGUAAAAUGCAUUCUAAUGAGUGUGUGUGUGUGUGUGUGUGUGUUGUUACUAGCAGCUACCAAGUUUAGAUGCACCAGACAUUUUUGCAUUACGUAGUGUAGCGAGCGCCGUUUAAUAGAAAAAUGUGCGACCCCCAUAUUGCCAAAAGACAGAUCUGCAACAAAAAACCGUCAUCGAAAAAGGAUAUAAUUAGAACGGAUGUUGUAUUAUAAUUUUCCCUUUAUCUGCACGCAAUUGGAUUAUAGAGUGUUCUUUAAAGUGUCUCUUUGUUUUGCUCCCUGGAGGGUUUCAUGUUGUGUUUUCCUCCCAUUUUUAACUUCAUCCGAGCGAGACGUAAAAAACCAGUAAUCAAACUUGAAAUAAAAACCUGAGCUAAAAUGCAAAGCGAAGACCUUCACUAAAGAAUCACAUACACAAAACCAACAAAUAUGAGAGUAGUUGUACAAUUGUUGUCAUUAUCGAGUCUAACUUGAGAAAAAUUUAUAGUAAAUUCUAUAUUUAAAGCAAACACACACACGUGGUAGCGUGAAACACUGGGCCACGUGCUUCUUGCUUACUCCAAGGAACAGGCUUCGGCAAAAGUUAGGCUAAACCAAAUGCUCCUCACAACUCAUUAGAUGAGUUUGCAAAUUAGUAAACAAUUGCUGUGAGGAACUGGGGCACGCCAGUAACACAAAAACCAUACAAAAGCACAAAGCAUAGAAUCAGAUAUAUUUAUUUUAAAAGAGGAGAUAGGAAAAAACGAAUGCCAGCCUAGCACGCACUUUGUUGUUGUUGAUAUAAUAAUAUUGGAUUGAUAUACUAUUAUUUCUAUAUUUAGUAAUGAAAUGCUAAGCAAACUUUAUUUUUUCUACUACAAACUAUUAAGGUGAACAGACGAACAACGUCUCGAUAGGAGAGUACUCUGUGAAUUAGUGAACUAAUUCAGUUUCCGGUUCUUAGUGCGAGCAAACCACAACGCGAAAGUUAAACACAAACAAACACAAAACCUCUAACAUGAAAGAGCGUCGAUUCAGUUAGGAAUGUAUUACAUCUCUGUAAAAGAAGGCAUCAGAUAGAUCUUUUCGAUUGAAACCUAUCCUUUUGCCCUCCGGACAUGCAAAACAAUAGUACUUUCUCACGCCAACAUUCAUACGCAAUCGUGCAACUGAAAUAGAAAAAAACGUGUGCAACUAAAUUGAACAAACAACAAUACGAAACAAAUUGUAAUAAUCUGAUAAUGAAAAACGAUUCCGAUAGAGUAGAAAACAUCAACAACCUAUUGUGCAUUUGGUCCGUGAAACAAUUCAAACAAAGCGACAAAGAAUCGAAUACAAACCUAAUAAUAAAACACACAAAAAAUAGCGAAAAUUACUUGAAUACAAAAUCGGAUAAUACCAGUAAACAAAAAAAAAGAUCCCCCAUUUGUAGAACUGUGUAUUAAGAAAAUAACACUGUAGAACAAGAUUGAAUAACAAAUGUGCAACUGCAACUGUGCAACAAAAAGAAGCAAAGUAAGUAAGUACAUGACAAAACUCAAUAUAACACCAUAUACAUACAUUUCUCGAGAAUGCAAAAAAAAACAAAUAACAGUUUACUAGAUUCGGUGUUGCUAAAAGCAAAUCAUUUAAAGAAUAAAGAGAACAAACAAACAGAAAAAAACAUAUAGCUAAACACGUAUCGUACCAACCUUUAAUCAAAAGGAACGCGGGGAUAGGCAGAAUAGCCGAAUCUUCGGAUGUUCCUCAAAUCGGAAAGUAAAGUGAACAGUGUGGCAAGCAAAACAUCUUGCAAAGGCUUGAAAAUACCACUCAAACAUAACCACCAAGGCCGGGAUAAGAAAGAAGUAAAGAAAAGAACGAAAGAAAUAGAUCAAUCGAGCUCAACUUAUCAGGACUAUCGAUGUUAGAAUGGAAUGAAACGAAGAUGCACGGAGGGUGAUGGAAACAGAGAUCAACAACAUCUACCAACAAAACGAAUGAAGAUUAAUAAAAUUUGGAAUUUAA
This is a messenger RNA of Anopheles moucheti, 11504 nucleotides long. It is a transcript of the gene kcc, whose product is annotated as solute carrier family 12 member 4. The coding region runs from base 1 to 3363 and encodes 1120 amino acids. The transcript is spliced from 23 exons. Gene Ontology annotation, molecular function: potassium:chloride symporter activity. Gene Ontology annotation, biological process: chloride ion homeostasis; potassium ion import across plasma membrane; potassium ion homeostasis. NCBI's taxonomy places the organism in Eukaryota, Metazoa, Arthropoda, Insecta, Diptera, Culicidae. Gene Ontology annotation, cellular component: membrane. The record is from RefSeq and is a predicted model, not a curated record.